GACGAACGACGUUUCGACGUUGCGCUGCCAUUACUGGCGGACGACGAUGACGAGGCCUAGUGCCCUCCUCAUUAAAUUACUUGGUAUUCUAGUUGUAUUAAUUUACACGUGUCAAAAUGCUGAUUGUACUAAAAUAAAUAAACACAGCGAUGAUACAUUGCGCGGUGCUAAAGAUAAUAUUCAAUCGAGUAAGACAGUGUCAACUGGACAGCAUCAUCAGGGAAGAGAUACUGAACCGGUUAUUGAGGAGGUCAACGCUAAACAACUCGAGCGCAUACUCAAUGACAAGGACUUUGUUGCUGUUUAUUGGUAUGCGAGAAGUUGUACGACGUGUGACAAAGUUCUUGCCGAGCUCGAGAAAAUCGACGACGACACUGAUACAUUCGGUGUUGACUUUGUCAAAAUUAAUGACAAACGUUUGGCGAAACAGUAUGGCAUCAAGAAUUUCCCAGCACUCACCUACUUCAGGGAGAAAGAGCCAAUCAUCUACGAAGGUGACUUGAUGGACGAGGAAAGUGUCUUGGACUUCCUUACGAGCCUCGAGGCGAUGGAUCUCCCGGACAGAAUCGAAGAAGUCAAUGCCAAAAUCCUCGGAAAAAUUGUAGAGGACACGGAGUUCGUUGCUGUACUCUUCUGUCCAAAUACGGAGCGGUGCACGGGUAGCGGUUCCAACAAACCCGACUGUAAGAAGUGCGCAAAGGCCUUGCAAGAGUUGGAGAACAUCGACGAUGAGGCAGAUCAGCUGGGAAUUGGAUUCGUCAAGAUUGCGGACGAAGAACUAGCGGAGGAGUACAAUCUAGGAACACUUCCGGCUCUGGUGUAUUAUCGGCAUCAGAUACCGAUCAUCUAUGAGCAUGAACUGAGCAAAGAGGAAGACGUCCUCGAAUGGUUGGUCUCCAACAAAAGUACUGGAGAUGAGGAAGAUGUUAUUGAGGACGUGACAGCUAAAACCCUCAACACUCUCAUCGGAAACAUGGACAAUCUCGUCGUCCUCUUCUACGACCACGGUGAUGAUGACUCGAUGCAGGUGCUCACAGAGCUCGAGAAGAUCGAUGAUGAUCUUGACAAGCAUGGAAUUCAAUUCGUCAAGAUUGAUGAUGACAAAGCAGCAAAGGACUUCGGCAUCGAUAGUGUGCCUGCAAUCGUCUACUUCGAACGACAAAUUCCAAACGUUUAUGAUGGUGAUGUUGAGAAUGAGGAUGAAAUUCUCGAGUGGCUACUUUCUCAGUUGGAAAAGGAUGAGAUCGAGGAUGUCACUGAUGAAAUGUUGGAUCGUCUUGUUAAGGAAGGAAAGACCAUUGCAGUACUUUUUUAUGAUAACAAUGAUCGUAAGUCCCAGCGAGUGCUUAACGAACUAGAAAACAUCGACGAUGAGUGUGAUCAGCUCGGCAUAGUCUUCGUCAAGAUCGAUAACGCUGAAGAGGCAGAAGAAUACGGAAUUGAAAAGAUACCGACACUCAUCUACUUCGAGAAGGGAAUCCCCACGAUUUAUGAAGGUAACCUCGAGGAUGAGGAGAAGGUACUCAAGUGGCUGGAGCAGCAGCAAGCGUCCGACCAGAUCGAGGACAUCACUGAUGAGAUGCUGGAUAUGGUCAUUCAGAAAAUGCCACAUGUUGCUGUUCUAUUCUAUGAUAAGAAUCAGAAGAAGAGUCAGAAAAUUGUGACUGAACUAGAGAACAUUGAUGAUGACUGUGAUGAACAUGACAUUGCAUUUGUGAAAAUUGACGAUGAUGAGGAAGCUAAGGAGUAUGGAAUUGAUACACUGCCUGCUCUUGUUUUGUUUGAGAGGGGAAUUCCUCAUUUGUAUGAUGGUGAUUUAAUGAAUGAAGAUCAACUUUUGGGUUGGCUUCUUCACCAGAAAAAGCACCGUGAGAUCCCUGAAGUCACAGACGAAAUGAUGGAGAAGCUCAUCGAGAACACAGAGUACCUUGCUGUUCUGUUUUAUGAUAAGGAGGACAAACAGAAUAUGAGGAUCUUGAAUGAAUUAGAGAACAUUGACGAUGAACUUGAAAAAGAGGGCAUCGUCAUUCUGAGGAUUGAUAAUGACGCGGAGGCCAAAGAAUACGGCAUCGAUCAUCUUCCGACGUUGAUCUACUUCGAGGACAAAAUCCCAGCGAUUUACGAGGGAGAUUUGCUGAACGAGGAUGAUGUCCUUGAAUGGCUGAUUGAGCAGAAGAAUACGGCGACAAUUGAGGAGGUCACUGAUGAAAUCCUUACAGAUCUGAUUGAAGAACACGAAUACGUCGUUGUCUUCUUCAGUGGUCGUUGCGAUGAAGGAGGUGAAUGCGAAACUGUCUUGAAAGAGCUGGAAAACAUUGAUGACGAACUAGAUGAAACUGGCAUCAUCUUCGUUACAACCGAGGAUCUCGGAGUAGCAAAAAAACACGGAAUCAAGCCCCUCCCGGCACUCGCAUUCUUUAGAAAUAAGGAGCCACUAGUCUACAGUGGAGACCUCGAGGACGAGGAUGAAGUUCUCUCUUGGCUGACUGAUGAGAACACUCUAGAGAUCCCUGGAAAGAUCGAGGAAGUCAACGCUAAAAUGUUGGAGAACAUUCUUGAUGAAAAUGAUCAUGUUGUUGUAUUCUUUUAUAAAGAGGGAGACAAGAAGAGUCACAAAAUCCUCCAAGAACUGGAGAACAUCGACGACGAGUGUGAAGAAGAGGACAUUGAUUUCGUCAAAAUUUCUGACGAAGGAAUCGAGAAGGAGUAUGAUCUCCCUGGACUGCCAGCCCUUGCAUUUUAUCGUCACAAAUUUCGACAGAUUUACACUGGAGACAUGAUGCAUGAAGAGGCUAUUCUCGAUUGGGUAUUAGAGCUUCGGCGAUCGACUCCAGAUGUUAUCGAGAAUGUCGACAGGAAAACCCUUCAAGUAUUAAUUAACGAUGUAGAACACCUCGCUGUAUUUUUCUAUGAUGAACAUGAUGAAACGUGUCGUGAAAUUCUCGACGAAUUGGAAACAAUCGAUGAUGACACUGACAAAUAUGGGAUUCAAUUUGUCAAAUCAAACGACGCUAAACUCGCUGCUGAAAUUGGUAUUUUCUCGUUUCCAGCGCUAGUUUAUUACGAGACUGGUGUACCCAUCAUGUACGACGGUAAUCUUAAGAACGAGGACAAAGUUCUGGAAUGGCUAAUCGAGCAAAAAAGUAAUGAUGAUGGCGACGAAGACGAUAGUAAUGAAAACGGUGAUGAUGAUGAUGAUGAAAAUAAUGAAAAUAUUGAUAAUGAAAGUGACAAAGAUGAAGAUGAUGAUGAUGAUGAUGAUGAUGAUGAUGAUGAUGAUGAUGAUGAUGAUGAUGAUGAUGAUGAUGAUGAAAAUGAUGACGAAGACAAUGAUGAUGAAGAUGAUGAUGAUGAUGACGAAGAGCAGCGGAAAGCCCUCAAGAAAAUCCUUGAAAAAGGCGACGGCUGUUUCUACAUUGGAAUGGGUGGUAAAAGCGCGAAACCCACGAUACCCUCCUAUGAGCCCUACCAGUGCUGUCGCGCAAACGUCCCGAGUCCAACCAAGAUAGCCAAGGUCAACCGUGUCACUCAACAAACAACGAAGGUAUCAUCGCGCAGUACCAAGACACCAGUCCCCCCGGCCCUCAAACAAAUAAACAAACUCACCCCGAAGGAUACUAAAAAAAAUAUGAAAACCGCCAGUGAUUCGACUACCGGUAAAGCUACCAAGGGCAAGAGAGGAUUUUUUGGAAGCGUUGUCGCUGGCUUACCCUACCUCAUUAAGAUCUGAUUCAGACGUAUUCCACUAUCUGAUGGAGGAGUUUAUGAGUAGCAACAAUUUCCACUUCCGGUUUAUCGAUGAGAAUAAUUCAGCCCGGGGAAUAGGGGGUCAGAUAUAUUCAUUUAUUUUAUCAUUUUCAUUCGUUCUUCGUCGCCCAGUCAUUAUCGCAAGCAUGAUGAUUCGAUAGAAAUGAAAGAAAAGAAGGGAAAAAAUUGACAGAUUUAAAAAAAUGUUAAAUAUGAGUUUUGGGUUUUGAAGGAUCAUUUACAAUAUUUUGUGAAAUAUCGUUGCACUAAUUCAUGCAUUAUCAAAUAUUCGAUAUCACAAUUUUAUGCAUUAAUAUUAAACUAUUCACGCCAUUUAAUAUUUCGUCUCAAUUGUGAAAUUCUCAAUUCGUGUCUUGAGCGCAUUUUUUUCAUAUUCCGCAUUUUUUGUUUUGAGAAGAAAAUAGAUGUUGAUUAAUGUAAUAAACAGCCGCUGUACCGUCCAAUUUUUAUGCUAAAAUUAUUAAUUAAAUGAUUGAAAUGGUGAGAAGCAUGGAUGCUACAGCUAUUUCUAACAACAACGCCUGAGUUACUUAUUUUCUCUCCGUUAAAGUCCAUAACAAAUUAUCAUUAUCAUAAAUCGUUUGAACAUGAGCAUUCACAUGUAUUGCAAACUUUAAGUCAAGACAUUUAUACGAAUGUAUAUAUAAAAUAUAUAUUUAUAUAUGAAUUUGUUGGAACUAUUAAUUUAUUCUACUUGUAAAUGUAAAUUGUACAGCGGUUUUUGGUGAAGAAGGUCAACUGUUUGAUGUACGGAGAAAAAAUUUCAAUAAAAUAAAGAAAAGGAAAAGAGAA
This is a messenger RNA of Diachasma alloeum, 4560 nucleotides long. RefSeq lists its product as uncharacterized. Bases 47 to 3730 code for a protein of 1227 amino acids. The transcript has 19 exons. Lineage: Eukaryota; Metazoa; Arthropoda; Insecta; Hymenoptera; Braconidae. The record is from RefSeq and is a predicted model, not a curated record.